Aspergillus chevalieri is the source of this 1830-nucleotide messenger RNA. RefSeq names its product DNA-(apurinic or apyrimidinic site) lyase APN2 (gene APN2). Bases 1 to 1830 code for a protein of 609 amino acids. The transcript is spliced from 3 exons. Gene Ontology annotation, cellular component: nucleus. NCBI's taxonomy places the organism in Eukaryota, Fungi, Ascomycota, Eurotiomycetes, Eurotiales, Aspergillaceae. Gene Ontology annotation, biological process: base-excision repair. The record is from RefSeq and is a predicted model, not a curated record. Gene Ontology annotation, molecular function: double-stranded DNA 3'-5' DNA exonuclease activity; phosphoric diester hydrolase activity; zinc ion binding.
AUGGAGAGGGAAGCGGUCAUUCGAGGUAUUCCCUGUACGAUCUCAUGCAGAAUCCCGAUUGACAGAAGACAGGCGAUGUUCGAUACUUUGGAGGCGGAUAUUGUCGUCUUCCAAGAAACCAAAAUUCAACGCAAGGAUCUCCGGGAUGACAUGGUGUUGGUUCCCGGCUGGGAUUGCUACUUCAGUCUGCCUAGAAUGAAAAAGGGCUACUCUGGUGUUGUAAUCUACACGCGCAAUGCAAAAUGUGCCCCAAUCCGCGCAGAAGAAGGUAUCGCAGGGGUCCUCUAUCCACCCAACACAUCGACUCCAUUUCGGGAACUCCCAGAAGAGCAACAGAUCGGGGGCUAUCCAACCAUUGAACAGCUAUCACAGUUUGAAGUAGAUCCGGCCAUCCUCGACUCAGAAGGUCGCUGUGUCAUUCUCGAGUUUCCGGCAUUUGUUCUGAUCGGCACAUACUGUCCAGCAAAUCGUGACGAAAGUCGCGAUUCAUUCCGUCAGAACUUCAUCGAAGCUUUGGACGCCCGUGUUCGAAAUCUGAUUGCCAUGGGUAAGAGGGUAUUCUUGACUGGGGACCUGAACAUUGCACGAGGAGAAAUCGACUCAGCACAUGCGGGAGAAGCAAUCCGUAAGGGGGCCGCGACGGAGGACGAAUAUGUGUCUACCCGGGUACGACGGAUCUUCAACCAGCUGCUAUCCGAUGGAAAGGUGAUUGGUGAGCGAGACGAAGGGCGAGAGAAGCCGGCUCUGUAUGAUAUUUGCAGAGCGUAUCAUCCUGAUCGACGCGGCAUGUAUACGUGUUGGGAGCAGAGACUCAACGCUCGGCCAGGGAACUUCGGCGCGAGGAUCGACUAUGUCCUGUGUAGUCUGGAUAUGCAGGAUUGGUUUUGUGAUUCAAACAUACAAGAGGGUCUUUUAGGAUCUGACCAUUGUCCGGUAUAUGCUACGUUCAAGGACUCGGUGACUAUUGACGGAAAUCCCGUCAAUAUACUGGAUGUAAUGAACCCACAUGGCAUGUUCCAAAAUGGCGAGCGUCAGCAAGAAUACUCAACCAAAUAUCUCCUCCCCAUAUCUGGACGGUUGAUACCGGAAUUUGAUAGAAGGAGAAACAUCAAAGAUAUGUUCGCGCGCAAGCCAGUGCAAAAGUCGAGUACCGUGUCUGCGACUCCAGAGCGAACUACGUCGGUUCAGGAAAAGGAAUCACAAUCACCCGCGACAUCAGACGGGAAUAACACGCCGUCUGCCCAAGUUACAGACGAAACAAAGAUUACCAAAGGCAUCACUCGCAAGAGAAAUCAAUCUGCACCGACAGCAUCCAUAAAGCGCACAAAAUCGACGGCUACACAACUCCCAGCUCCGUCAGCACCCGGGCAAAAGACUCUCAAAGGCUUUUUCAAACCGAAAAGCAGUCCCUCCAAGCCGUCUCCCACACAAAUCUCUGAUGACACACCCAGCGAACGACCCGAAUCCCCCUCCAAGCGCAGCAUCCCAUCCUCCAGCCAACCCGAAGACACCCCACCCCAAACCAAACCCCACGAUCCAUCGACCAAUGAACACGCCCCCUCCGCAUCCCAGGAAAGCGAAACCGUUAUCGACCCCAUCGUCAGCAAAGAAGACUGGUCCAAACUGUUCAGCAAGAAACCGCCACCCACGUGUGACGGCCACGAGGAACCUUGUAUCAGCCUCACGACGAAGAAACCAGGCGUCAACUGUGGGAGGGCGUUCUGGAUUUGUCAAAGGCCGCUAGGACCGAGUGGGAAUAAAGAGAAGGGCACGCAGUGGCGAUGUCCGACGUUUAUCUGGGCUAGUGAUUGGAAUAGCACUAUGGAGUAG